CUCCCUUAGAAGCUACCACCUUACUUUCCUUACAAAACGUAGCGCAAGUAGAUCAAGAAAAAACUUCUCUAUCCUUUGCCGUUUCCCUGGGUAGCCCGCCACGAUGGCGGACGACUUCGAUGAUGCGGGAGGAAUGGAGGAGCAUAUGGAUAUGGGUGAAGAGCCGGCGCUGGAUGACUUUGGAGCUGAGGCGCCAGAAGCAGAGGAACACGUUGACAUUAUUGAAAACCAGGAGCAGCAUGAACAGGGGCAUAUGCCACGGCAGCGAAUUACUACUCGAUACAUGACAAAAUACGAGAAGGCGCGAGUAUUGGGCACGCGAGCAUUGCAAAUAAGCAUGAACGCCCCCGUGAUGGUGGAACUGUCCGGGGAGACGGACCCGCUGGAGAUCGCCAUGAAGGAGCUGCGCGAGAAGAAGGUGCCGUUCACCAUCCGGCGGUACCUGCCCGAUGGAAGCUACGAGGACUGGAGCAUCAGCGAGCUGGUGGUGCCGGAUUGAGCAGCAACAGGCCGGGGUGGAUCGAGGGUUGGUGGAUGGUAAAGGAGAGCCCUGUGGGUUGGGGGUUGGGGCCCUAGACGUGGCGCCCGCCUGCGCGGGCCGCCUAUCUUGCGGAGCCGGUGGCUGAGAGGGCUGCGUAGGGAAAGCCCUGCCUUGCCUGUCGAAGCUUGAUCGGGGAAGGCGAGCAGGGCAACAGGGAGGAGUGUGCGCUGGGGUUCAGGAGGUGUGGGUUGGCAAGUCCAGCAAAGCCUCUGGGGAGUAGGACGGGGUGCCGAGGGCUGUGCGCGCAGGCUGAACCCCGGGACCAGGUAGAGGUGUUGAGGGAGUGGGGGAGGAGGGGGGUGCGGCGCAAAACCUGCGGAGCUGCAGUGUUGUCCUCGAGCGCUUGACUCGUUUGCUGGCCCCUGGAGAGGCGUGGGUGAAGGGGAGGGGUCAACCACUCCUUGGUUCCUCACACGGUGGAUAAAGAAUGGACCGGUGUCAUUUGUAUUGCGCGAGACGUGACGCGGCGGCACCUACUGGUGCCUUAAGACGUGAUAAAGGCGACUGCUUUGUCGCAGAAGGACGCGUGUUAUGUCUUCUGUGGCGAUAACUUUCCUAUUGCGUGUACGGCAGCGCGCCUCUGUGACACAGGCAUUCGGCUUGUGUGCGCUUUUGUUAUGGCCCAUGUGUCCUUUAACGCGUGGCGUGGCACAACCUCUGCCU
Molecule: messenger RNA, 1204 nt
Organism: Astrephomene gubernaculifera
Lineage: Eukaryota; Viridiplantae; Chlorophyta; Chlorophyceae; Chlamydomonadales; Astrephomenaceae
Source: the annotation of a GenBank genome assembly